This is a messenger RNA of Oryza brachyantha (malo sina), 2798 nucleotides long. Its product is annotated as MAR-binding filament-like protein 1. The record is from RefSeq and is a predicted model, not a curated record. The transcript is spliced from 4 exons. Lineage: Eukaryota; Viridiplantae; Streptophyta; Magnoliopsida; Poales; Poaceae. The coding region runs from base 108 to 2540 and encodes 810 amino acids.
CACCGCCUCCGCCAUUUCCGCUGCGGCUUCUCCUUCGCUUCGGAGCUCCAGAGGGCGAGCGCCACCGCGCCGAGGGGAGGAGGGGGCUAGGGCGGGGAGGGGACGGGAUGGGGUACCACCUCCUGGUCGCGCUGUCGCCGCCGCUCGCGUUCCGGUGCCAGCCUUCCAACGGCUGCUGCCGCCGUGGACGGGGGAGGCGGGGCGCGGCCGCAGUCGUCGCGUCGUCGUACGGGGAUGCCGGCCCGUCCCCGUCGUCGGCGGCGGCGUACGUUAUGGCGCGGCGGGCCGUGCUCCUCGGCGUCUCGGCGCUCCCGCUCCUCCGCGCCCGGGAAGCCGCGGCCGCCGCGGUGGCCACGCGAAGCAGCGGGGAUCUCGCCACGGUUUAUGGCAUAUCAUUAUCCCAAGGAUUUAUUAGAAGAAAGGGAGUCAAUUUCCCAAGGAUAGAUCAUCAAGCUCAGACUUGCUACAAAACUUUCAAGAUUGGACGUAAUACUGUCAUAUGUAGACCUAAUGAGGCUAUGGUUGAUGAAAAGCAGGAUAUCCCAAAGCCUGAUGAACCUCAGCCUGGGGAAACUCAACCUGAAAUUUCUCUACCUGAAGCUCUGCAACCAGAAUCAUCCCUGCCCGUCACACAAGAACAAACUCCUGGGAAUCCACUUGCUGGUCUUUUGAAUGCAAUUGCAGUUGUUGCCUCUGGCGUUCUUGCUGGACUGUAUGGCACUUCUCAACAGGAAAAGAAGGCCCUGGAAUCCGUCAUCUCAUCUAUGGAGAGUAAAUUGGCAGAAAAUGAGGUAGCGAUCUCUUCGAUGAGGGAAACCUACGAGAAAAGAUUGCUGGAUCAACAAACAACACAAAAGAAGCAAGCAAUGAAGUUUCAGGAGCAGGAAGCCUCUCUUUUAGAUCAGUUGUCUUCAACAAAAAAGGCAGUAACUUCCCUAAGUGAAGAAUUCAGAAGGGAGAAGACACUGGCUGAGGAGCUUAAGGAAGAAAUACAUCAACUAGAGAGUAGUCUGGCACAAGCUGGGGAUGACAAAGAUGUUCUUGAAGCCAAACUGAAAGAAAAGUUGGAUGCUGUCAACAUUUUGCAGGAAAAGACAAGUUUGCUUAGCCAAGAAAUUGAUAAUAAGGACAUACGCAUCAGGGAACUCAGCUCAUUACUUUCGUCAAAGGAAGCAGACUACCAUAAUCUGUGCUCUCUCUUGGGCCAAACUAAGGAGAGCCUAGAACUUGCAGAAGCUAAAAUACAGCAACUGGAGGAAGAGGUUCAUAGAACUAGAAAUGAUCUUGCAUCUAAGAUAUCUUCAAUUGAUUUACUGAAUGAGGAACUUCAAGCAUUGAACUCUGCAAAGAAUGAAGCUGAGGGAAAACUAAGCAAGUUAACAAAAGAUUAUACAGACCUGAAGGCUUCUUCUGAAGCAAGAGAAAGUCGUGAUUCUGAGCUGCUAUUAGAAAAAGAUAAUAUGAUCAAACAGCUUGACGGAAAACUCUCUGAUGCUUUAAGUGAUUCUAGCAAAGACCGUGAAACCAUCGCUGUGUUGAACAAGGAAUUGGAUGCCACCAAAGCAAUGCUAGAGAAUGAAGUUGCUGCAGUUAAAAGUUUAAGAGAAUCGCUUCAAUCCAAAGAAGAGUCACUGACAGAUUCCAGAAGUGAGGUAUCCAAACUUUCGGAGGAACUUGAUGAAGCAAAUAGAAUGAAUCAGGAACUAGUUCUGCAGAUUUCUAAACUACAGGAUGAGUUCAAUAAAAUGCAAGAGGAUCUUACUAAUAAACUAGGAGAGGUAGAGUCAGUAUCGAAAGCUCUGUCUGAUGAACUUGUCUCUGUUAAGGAGAUGGUUCAGAAGGGACAGGAAGAACUUGAAGCCACUUCUAAUGAGCUUGCAUCCAUUGUCGAAGCUCGUGACAACCUGAAGAAGGAAUUGCUUGAUGCGUACAAGAAGUUGGAAUCCACCUCACAGGAGCUUGUCGAUGAAAGGAAAACUGUCACUACUUUGAAUAGGGAGCUUGAGGCUUUGGUGAAACAGCUACAGAUGGAUUCUGAAGCACGAAAAGCCCUUGAAGCAGACCUGGACGAAGCAACGAAAUCACUAGAUGAGAUGAAUAGGAGUGCAUUAUCACUAUCAAAGGAGCUAGAAGAAACUAAUUCUAGGAAGGACACUCUUGAAGCAGAGAAAGAAAUGUUAUCAAAAGCUCUUGCUGAGCAACAGAAAAUCACAACUGAAGCUCAUGAAAACACUGAGGAUGCUCAGAAUCUUAUCUCUAGGCUUCAGACUGAGAAGGAGAGUUUUGAAAUGAGGGCUAGACAUCUUGAAGAGGAGUUGGCGUUAGCAAAGGGUGAGAUAUUGCGCCUAAGGAGACAGAUUAGUACAAGCAGAUCGCAGAAAGCACAAACUGUUCCAAGAACAAAUGCAUCUCCAGAGGUCAGUCAGGCUCCAAAGGACGAGCCAGUGAAUGAUAAUCAGAAUACCAGCAAAGUUGCUGCUGGUUCCCAAUAUACUGCAAAGAGGACGAGUAGGACAAGAAAAGGCGGGGCUUCAACAUGAACGUGCUUGGGAGAUUGAUAGGAAAGGGAUCAAGCUUUCAUCGCUUCCUGUUUAGUCAUCAAUGAUAACUUCAUUUUUAUACUGUCAUCCUUUGCAACUAUUAUAGUAUUAUUUCCAUUUGCUUCCUUGUCGCGGUGGAUACUUCCAAUUCAUUAGUUAUUCCUAUAUUAUGAGUUUUGGAAGUUGAGGAUCGAUGUCAAAUGCGUGUACAGAUAAAAUUUUGAGGGUCAACAUGAUGAAAUAUUUUUCCUAUAUGUG